Molecule: messenger RNA, 3719 nt
Organism: Cannabis sativa
Lineage: Eukaryota; Viridiplantae; Streptophyta; Magnoliopsida; Rosales; Cannabaceae
Exons: 6
Coding region: 1089-3539 (816 amino acids)
Source: RefSeq, a predicted model, not a curated record
UCGGCUGCAGAUAUUCAUCAACAUUUAUCCAAUUUCCUUUUAGUUUGUGUUCGUCAUGUUAGAAGAGAUGCUAAUCAAGCUGCUCAUAAACAUGCUUUAAUGUAGGAUAAUAUUUGUAUUUGGCUUGAGAAAAUUCCUUCGGCUAUCUUUUCUGUUGUUGUAAAAGAUAUUCUUUGAUUUAUGAUAACCGAUCUUUUCUAAAAAAAAAAAAAAGAAAAGUAAAGUGUAGACACAGUUUCAUGUGUUCGAGAUGUUGUGGAAGAUGAGACAUCAAAGAAAGGAGUACAACCCCAUUAAAAAAACAAGGCACCUAAAAUUUUAUGUUGCUGAUGAAGAAUGCCGAUAAACAUGUAAAUCAAAAUCAAACAAACAAAAAAAGUAAAAACAAAAGCAAAUUAAAAUUCCAAAUAAUCAAAACAAAAAGCAAUAAAAUUGAAAUUUUUACCUUCUUCACAUUGCCAAGAUGGAGGUUGUCGUAGAUUACCGAUAAAGAUAAAGCUGAUAGAGAUUGUCGAUACAGAUGGAGCUGGCUGGAAUUUUUAUUACCCGAAAUCUGCUUAGUCAUGAGAAAUGGAAGAGAAGGUAUUUCCUAUGAAGUGGUCUAUUGUAUUUUAUUAUUGCUGGGAAAAAGGCUCUUUCUUUUCGUCGGUUGCUAGGAAAAGCUUUGAAAUUUUGACAGUAAAUUUUGCAUUUGUGUGUGUGGGUAACUUCAUUCCUCUCCUUUGAAGGAAGGACCAAAUAAUUAACUGCUCUUUUCAAUUAAUUAAUAUAUUUAUGCUGAAUACUGAAAAGGGGUUCUUAGAAGAAAGAGCGAAUACCCAGGCGGAAACUCACGGCCCGAUUAUCAUUUUCUUUGCCGGAAGCCGUUUCCGCCGGCCACUAGAAUUCCUCUGCUAUUUGCAAUAACUGGAGUACAUACCUGGGACAUAUUUAGUGAGAUUUCUGGGUUUCUUCAUGAUUAUUCUUUAAGGUAGUUAGAAAAAUCUCUCUGAAGUUUCCGGUAAGCCUUAAUUUGUGGGAAGCAUUAUUUUGUUCAUGUGCUCAGUUUAGAAUUGAACUUUUAUGAAUGAAAUUUGGACGUUUUUAAGAUGGCAAAGCAAGUUAAUAGUAUUUUCCUUGAGGAUUGGCUAAAGGGUAUCUGUGGUUAUAGUAGUAGUACCAAAAAUUCUUAUGCUUCUUCAUCAGCUAGAGCAAUCAUUCAGGCAUGGGCUGAGCUUAGAGACUCCCUCCAACACCAGUCAUUUCAUUCCAAUCAUCUCCAAGCUUUGAACACUCUUAUCAAUUCUCAAGCUUCUCUUCAUGUUGCAGAACCCCAAGCAAAGCUUAUCCUUUCCAUUCUUUCCUCGCCAAAACUUAAUCUCCCUCACGAAUCUUAUCCUCCUUUCUUUAGGCUUCUUUAUAUUUGGGUCAGGAAGUCCAACAGACCCACUUUAGCUCUUAUUGAUUCUGUUGUGGAGGUCAUUUCUCAGUAUUUCUCCUCUCAGUUUGAUCAUGUGCAGAACCCUCUCUUGUUUUCAGAAGGUGUUCUCCUUUUGGGUUCCCUUGCUUUCGUGCGCUCAGCAUCUGAAAGCUCCAAAAGAGUUUGUUUGGAGUUGAUUUGCAAGUUGUUGGAAGAAAAGCAUCAACUUAUGGGCUCAUUUGAAGCAAUUGUUCCGGAUGUGCUUGCAGGAAUCGGGUAUGCUCUAUGCUCUUCUGUGUGUGAUUAUUAUGUUAGGACUUUGGACAUUUUAUUGGGAAUUUGGGGCAAAGUAGGUUGCCCUCAAGGUAGCCUUACUCACGGGCUCAUGAUUUUGCAUUUGAUUGAAUGGGUAACUUCUGGCUUGAUCAGUUCCCGGUCUCUGGAAAAUGUUAAUGUUUUUUCUCAUGAGGCUUUAGAAACCAUGAAGGAAAACUAUGUUCCAUUUGCUGUUGUCAUGGCUGCUGCAGGAGUAUUGAGGACAUUGAAUAAAUCUGCAGCUGGUGGCCUGCGGCUAGAUAUUAUUUCAAGGCUAAGAGUUUCUGCGGAGGAUAGGAUAGAAUCUGUAGCAAGAAAUUUGAUUUCUUCCACAAGAGAUUUUUAUAGUUCUCAAAACGACCUUAUGGUCAGCCUUUCCUUACAAUGUCUCUCUUUAGCAUUGGCACGAAGUGGACCAGUGUCUUCUCGCUCUCCCUUAUUUUUAUGCAUUGCUUCUGCAUUAUUGAUAGAGAUAUUUCCCUUAAGACGAUUUUAUACAAAAGUGCUUGAGUCCUCACAUGGAAAUCCAGCGCGAAUAUUGCAUAAUGAGGUUAAAGAACAUUUGGUAAAUGCCCUUUUCAAGGAAGCAGGGACCAUAACUAGAGUUCUUUGCAGUCAGUAUGCUUCAGUGACUGAAGAGAGCCAAAGCAUGGUGGAGAAUCUUAUGUGGGAUUACUGUCAUUUUAUUUACAUGGAGCAUCGGAAAGUGGCUUUGGCAUUGCGAGGCGAAUCCAAUGAGUUACUUACCGAUAUAGAGAAAAUCACUGAGUCUGCUUUUCUUAUGGUUGUAGUUUUUUCAUUAACAGUCACCAAACAUAAGUUUAGCUCCAAAUUGAACCAGGCUAAAGUAGACUUAUCUGUACGUAUACUGGUUGCCUUUUCCUGUUUAGAGUACUUUCGUCGUAUUCGCUUGCCCGAGUAUAUGGAUACAAUUCGCGAGGUUGUGGUGACCAUUCAAGAGAAUGAUUCUGCUUGUAUCUCGUUUGUAGAAUCCAUGCCCAAUUAUCUUGAUUUGACAAAUGGACCUGACUUUAUUCUCCAGCACAAAACGAAAUAUUUAUGGUGUAAAGAUGAGGUUCAAACUGCACGAGUUCUAUUUUACCUACGAGUCAUUGCAACUUGCAUUGAACGUUUGCCUAGCCCUAUAUUUGGGAAGGUGGUUGCUCCAACUAUGUUCUUAUAUUUGGGAGAUCCAAAUGGAAAAGUAGCUCGUGCUUCCCAUUCUACUUUUGUCGCAUUCUUAUCUUCAGGGAAGGAGUCCAAUGAAGAGGAAAGAAUGUCCUUGAAGGAGCAGCUUGCUUUCUACUACAUGCAAAGGUCGCUCUUGGGAUAUCCAGGCAUUACCCCUUUCGAGGGUAUGGCUUCUGGAGUAGCUGCCUUGGUUCGGCAGCUUCCUGCUGGAAGUCCAGCCAUUUUUUACUGUAUCCAUUGUCUCGUUGAAAAAACAGAUAGGCUAUGCAGAGAAGACUUCUCCCAGCAGACUGAUAUAUGGCAGAACUGGCAAGGGGAAUCAGAACCUUGUAAAAAAAUUAUGGAUUUGCUCUUACGGCUUAUUUCCAUGGUUGAUAUACAGGUGCUACCAGAGUUGAUGAAGUUGUUGGCACAACUGAUUGUACAGCUACCAAAAGAUGGUCAGGUGAUGGUUCUAAAUGAGUUAUAUUCACUAGUUGCAGAAUCCGACGAUGUUACACGGAAGUCUGCAUUAGUUUCAUGGCUACAAUCAUUGUCUUUCCUUUGUUUUCAUGCUAAGAAUGAAAGCUCAACCUCUAAAGUGGAGGAAAGUGAAGAUCAACAUAGCCAUAAUAGCUUAAAUGCACGAUUAUAAUGAAGAAGGUGCAGUAAUCAGGUUACUUACUUUAUGCAUCAUAUUUUUGUACCUUAGUUAUGAUUGAGAUAUUCUUCUCUAGUCUUUGUCUAGAUACUUGGACUGGACUAUGUGAACUUUGGGAUACAGAAAGAAAUACCUUUUUUAGCAUCUAAUAAACACAAUCAACAAUAUUACACA